Solanum verrucosum is the source of this 498-nucleotide messenger RNA. RefSeq lists its product as uncharacterized. The coding region runs from base 1 to 498 and encodes 165 amino acids. Lineage: Eukaryota; Viridiplantae; Streptophyta; Magnoliopsida; Solanales; Solanaceae. The record is from RefSeq and is a predicted model, not a curated record. The transcript is spliced from 3 exons.
AUGUUGAUAGGAGAUACAGACAUAGCCAGGCUUGUGAUCCACGGGGAACAAGCUGAGGAAGAUAAGCUGAGAGAUAGGGAAGAGUUCCAGAAUAAGAAGGUUAAGACUACAUGUCGGGACAACAAAAAGCUGGAAAUGCAAACCGGUCAUCUUUUCAAUAAAAUCCAAUUGGACCUGCUCUAUCAUAUGCUAGUUCACUUGCACCAAAGAACAAAGUGUGGUCAAGCAGGUCACUCAAUGAGAGAGUGCCCUAAGAACAGGAAGGGGAGUGGUAAUGGGGGCAAUAGAACCCAAUCUUCUUCAGCGACUCUACGGGCUCUACCAGACAAUGUUGCACCUAGAGGAGCUACUUCAGGGACAGACGAAAGAGCAAACCAUUUGUAUGCCACCACCAGUCAUCAAGAGCAGAAGAAAUCACCAGAUGUUGUGACUUCAGUUCCAGCUGUGAGUGAGUUUCCAGAGGUCUUCCCAAAUGAUCUUCCUGGAGUCCCUCCUUAG